CUAAACAAAAUGACUUUGCGGGCUUGUAUCUAUAAAAAUUGUGAAAACUAUAUUAAUUUAAAAGAUCGAUCAAUAAACAAGGAUAUUAAACUGUUUAGUUUCCCUAAGAAUCCAGAAAGACGACAAAAAUGGAUGGAAUUAGGAAAGGUGCCUUCAAAUCAACCCGCCUCAAUGUACUAUUUUUGUUCGGAACAUUUUGAUAAAAAAUUCUUUGCUAUAAACAACGUGCGAACCGUAUUAGUGGGAGAUGCGUUACCUUAUCCAUACGUAGAAUCCGAAGUUGAUGAAACUUAUGAAGACUCUGGCAAUAAUUUGGACUACUAUCUAUACGAAAUGAAGAGGGACAAUGAAAGCUCCGAGAGGCAACAGUUUCAGGAUGAACAAGAUUUACAUGUGGAAUCGACAACUAUGAUCAAUGAGCUUCAAGAAGAUUUUCAUGAUGAAAAUUUUUCCAUUAAUUUGGAUGAACCCGAGUCUGAUGAAUGUAUUAUCUUUACAGACGAGGAAAAGUCUGCUCAUGAAAUGACUAUUACAAAUAGUAGGAAAAGAAAGCUGUACAAUAUGAUUCUUCAAACACAGGCAUCUUCAUCAAUUUCAAAAAUUUUAAAAACUUCUCCAUUGCAAAAACCUUUACGGAAAUCCACUGAAAAGUUAAAUUUAAUAUCUCCCCAGCUAAAUGCAACAAACUCAAUACAAACUCAACAAUCUCCAAUUAAUAGCAGGGAAACAAAUAAAGAGGAAAUAAAUGGAGGUCAACUGAUUGAUGUAGAACAUGUAACUACUUUUAUAUUUAAGGGCGAAGAAUAUGUGCAAAUGCCUAAAGAGCAUUAUAUUACAGAAAAAAUGGAACUAAUGAAAAAAUUGAAGAAAAUGGAAAAUACAGUAAGGACCAUUAAGGAACAUUUAAAUUCCUUAGAUUUUUAAUGUAGUUAUUGUAAAAUAUACUUGUAUGUAUUUGUAUUUUGCUAAUAAAUAUUAUUAUUAAAUAAAUUUUAAAUAUUUUUUUUAAUAAACGA
Molecule: messenger RNA, 1016 nt
Organism: Calliphora vicina (urban bluebottle blowfly)
Lineage: Eukaryota; Metazoa; Arthropoda; Insecta; Diptera; Calliphoridae
Gene: Dlip2
Product: Dorsal interacting protein 2
Exons: 1
Coding region: 10-924 (304 amino acids)
Source: RefSeq, a predicted model, not a curated record